AGCUUCAGAGUUUGUGGGGAAGUUUCUGUCUGAAACUUGUGGAGUUCGUGCGACAUGAUGUAGCUCUGUCCAUGAGCGAAGCUGUGAAACUGUCCACACCGUCAGAAUGUGGAAACCCACCSCCGCCGCGGGACACGGUUCAGCGGGACCUCUCGCCUCCGCAGCCGCGGUCACCUUCCUUCUCGUGACCGGGAUGCUGGUGGUCACAGGAGGCGGACACCCGAAAGAGGACCCGGCCGAGACGAGCUCCAGGGUUUUCUCCGCUUACAUCAGGAGACUCRCCCGGGAGAGGAGAGCGGUGAGCGGCCUCCCGCGGAGCAACACUCCCCCUGCACCGGUGGAGCAUCUCUCCCAGGCCGACCUGUUCAUAGCGGUGAAAACCACCGGGAGGUACCACAGGCCGAGGCUGGAGCUGCUGCUGGACACCUGGAUCUCCAGAAGCACACAGCAGACUUACGUGUUCACUGAUGGAGAGGAUGAGAAGCUGAGGAAAAGGAUGGGCGCACAUCUGAUCAACACUAACUGCUCAGCGGCCCACAAUCGUCAGGCCCUGUCCUGUAAAAUGGCUCUGGAGUACGACACUUUUCUAAGCUCAGGAAAGAAGUGGUUCUGCCACGUUGAUGACGACAACUACCUGAACGUCGGCCCUCUCCUGAAACUCCUGUCCCAGUACAGCCACACGCAGGACCUGUACAUCGGCCGGCCCAGCCUGGAGCGGCCGAUCGAGGCCACAGAGACGCUCGACACCAACGAAAUGAAACAGGUGAGUUUCUGGUUCGCCACAGGAGGAGCAGGGUUCUGUCUGAGCCRAGGCCUUGCUCUAAAGAUGAAGCCCUGGGCAAGCGAUGGUGCUUUCAUGGCCACAGCCGAGCACAUUCGCCUGCCUGACGACUGCACGGUUGGUUACAUCGUGGAGGCGCAGCUCGGCGUGAGCCUGACCCGCUCAGCGUUGUUUCACUCCCAUCUUGAGAACCUGGGACUGGUGUCAGACGUGCAGAAUCAGGCCACUCUCAGCUACGGCACUGUAGGAAACAGCAGGAACACUGUUAAUGUGAAAGGACUGUUUUCUGUCGAAGAAGACCCCACCAGAUUCAGGUCUGUCCAUUGUCUGCUGUACCCAGACACCUCUUGGUGCCCCAGCCUCUGGUGACUCCAACACCCCAACCAGAGACAAAGAAGAAGGUAGAAAACGAUGGAGGGGGRAGAUAGAGUCUCAAAGGAAAUUAUUACACUUUUCUACUGAACUCUGAAGAAAAGCAAGAACAAACAGAUGUAAAUGUUUUUCCUUAUGGCCAACAAUAUUCCUGCUAGUAGCUCUGUUGUAACGGUUUAAACCCUGACCUCUGACCCUUCGCUGAGCUAAUCAUUCUUUUCAUUCUCUACCACGCUUCCUUUUUUUUCAUGCAUUAAAGUUAACAAGUCAGGAUAGGUUACAUGGGACAGUUACAGUGUUAUAGUGAAAUGAAGCAAAUAGGGUUCACACACUAGCUUAGCUUCAUUGGGCAAAGUUCAAAGACAUGAUUAACUUAGGAGUUUUAUCUCCUUGUGGGUCAUUUUACCUCUUCUCAGCAUUUUGGUGUUUUGUUUCUGGUAUUUGCUCCUCAUCAGCUGAAAGAAAGGACAUCAGCUACAGUUUUUUUUUGUGAAGCUAACAUCCUGCUGACUGUAGCUUUUAUGAUUUUAGUCCUAAAUGUAAUGACAUGUUUCUAUGAUACAACAAACAGAUUUCCUUUAUUGUCAUUUAAAGCUCAUACAUUAAGUUUUUUCCUUUGAACUACUCCAGCAGAGCCUCUGCUCCAAAGUCUGUUGCAGUAAAAUGAAAGCCACUCAUUUGAAUUGAGGUGAGUGAAUGAGUUGUCAUCAGGAAUGCAGUUAAAAUGUUUUAGCUGUCCUCUUUAAAGGUUUUCUGAAAAUGACUCAUGUUGAGUUGUGUUCUGUCUCUCCGGUAUCUGGAUUGUAUGUAAACAUAUGUUUAAUAAAAACUCUAAUGAAA
Austrofundulus limnaeus is the source of this 1993-nucleotide messenger RNA. Its product is annotated as beta-1,3-N-acetylglucosaminyltransferase lunatic fringe. The transcript has 8 exons. The coding region runs from base 107 to 1150 and encodes 347 amino acids. Gene Ontology annotation, molecular function: O-fucosylpeptide 3-beta-N-acetylglucosaminyltransferase activity. NCBI's taxonomy places the organism in Eukaryota, Metazoa, Chordata, Actinopteri, Cyprinodontiformes, Rivulidae. Gene Ontology annotation, cellular component: Golgi membrane. Gene Ontology annotation, biological process: pattern specification process. The record is from RefSeq and is a predicted model, not a curated record.